Molecule: messenger RNA, 3165 nt
Organism: Penicillium atrosanguineum
Lineage: Eukaryota; Fungi; Ascomycota; Eurotiomycetes; Eurotiales; Aspergillaceae
Product: beta-glucosidase
Exons: 3
Coding region: 1-3165 (1054 amino acids)
Biological process (GO): glucan catabolic process
Molecular function (GO): beta-glucosidase activity
Source: RefSeq, a predicted model, not a curated record
AUGACCAGACCAAGCGGAGGCACCGGAGCCUCAACGCGUCGACAGGGCUACUCGUCUGUGAACAACGAUAUAUCCGAUGACGAAUCUCUCCUCGUCUCAGAAGAUAGCUUCGAGGACCUUCGUCAUGGAAAGGGGGCUCGCGUCGAGGACUUCUCCAGCGGCUCCGAAGACGAGGACAAUGUGAAGCUGCUACCUGUGUCGAAAGACAAACAAUACGAGGCUGCGUCUUCGAGUCGAACGAAUCUGCCGAUGGAAGAUGUUCCUGAGAAUGACCAGGAUGUGGGGCUACGCAUUGAGCAGGUUCUGGAGCGCGAGCGGAAGAGUAUGCUCGGGGAGUCGUUUGAUACGGAUCUAGAGGAUGGACACUCGAAUCUGGUGCUCAGUGAUGACGAUGAUGAUUAUGGGGUUCCGCUUGUUAAGGGCUCGCGGGGUUCUAGAGAUGAGGGGGGCGUGGUGUUGAGGUCGGGAUUGAGAGGUUUGAUCCCGUUGACGAAAUGGUGGCAUGCUAUUCCUUUGGGACUGGCUGCUAUUGCGGUUAUGUGGCUUGCUAUGCAGGGUCUAUACUGGCUGAGGUCUGAGAGACCCAGAAAGGACUAUGAAUCUGUACCUUGGUAUCCUACCCCGUUGGGAGGUACCGGUGCUGCGUGGAAAGAGAGCUACGAUAAAGCUCAUGAUAUGGUUGAGCGGAUGACGCUGAUCGAGAAGGUCAACGUUACGACUGGAACUGGUUGGCAGAUGGGUCUUUGCGUUGGAAAUACCGGUCCUGCUGCAAUUACUGGAUUCCCAUCGCUCUGUCUUCAAGAUGGCCCCUUGGGUCUACGGUACGCCCAAAAUAUCACCGCAUUCCCUGCGGGCAUCACUACUGGAGCGACCUGGAAUCGCGAGCUCAUGCUUGAGCGCGGAUUGGCUAUGGGACUGGAAGCCCGUAAUAAAGGAGUGAACGUUAUUCUUGGCCCUUCAAUGGGCGCACUGGGCAUGAACCCUGCUGGUGGUCGCAAUUGGGAGUCCUUUGGAUCCGAUCCCGUUCUACAAGCGGUUGCUGCUGCUGAGACCAUUCGUGGUAUUCAGCGCAACGGGGUGAUGGCAACAGCAAAGCAUUUCGUUAUGAACGAACAGGAACACUUCCGCCAGCCGUACGAGUGGGGUAUCCCAACGGCACUGUCAUCGAAUAUUGACGACCGUACUUUGCAUGAGGUGUUCAUUUGGCCGUUCGCCGAGAGUAUCCGAGCUGACGUCGCGAGUGUGAUGUGCGCAUACCAGCAGGUCAACAACAGCCAUGCGUGCGAGAACAGCAAACUCUUGAAUGGAAUUCUCAAAGAUGAGCUUGGCUUCCAGGGAUUCGUGCAGUCGGAUUGGUUGGCUCAACGAUCAGGUGUGCAGAGCGCUCUCAGUGGUCUCGACAUGAGUAUGCCCGGUGAUGGUCUCAAAUGGGCAGAUGGUGAUUCGCUCUGGGGUCCCCAUUUGACCCGCGCAGCAUUGAACACGUCUGUCCCUAUGAAUCGGAUCAACGAUAUGGUCACCCGUAUUGUUGCGGCUUGGUUCCAUUUCCGCCAGGACAACUGGCACCGGCCUCCGCCGGAGAGUGACGGAGGCCCGAACUUCUCUUCGUGGACCACGGAAAAGAUCGGCAGUUUGCACCCCGGCAGCCCUGACGAUCUUAGCAAGGAGGUUGUCAACCACUUUGUUGACGUACAGGGGACGGGAGCUCGGGCCCAUUCCAUUGUGGCCCGUAAGGUGGCUGCAGAGGGUACUGUGCUCUUGAAGAACAUCGAUAACACGCUUCCGUUCGAUCGCAAUGUGUCCAAAUCUGAGAGAAGAUACCGCGUCGGUGUCUAUGGAGAAGAUGCCGGUCCUGGACAGGGCCCCAACGUCUGUCCCGACCGCGGUUGCAAUCAGGGUACUCUAGCUGAGGGCUGGGGCAGUGGGGCGGUCGACUUCCCAUACCUGGUUACCCCCUGGGACGCUUUGCAAACUGCAUGGAACUCAGAGACAGUGGACAUUCGGGGUUACUUGACAAACGCUGUUGCCGAACAGGACGUGGAGGAACAGGAUCUCUGCGUGGUCUUUGCCAACUCCGACGGAGGGGAAGGUUUCAUCAAGAAUGACGGCGUCAAUGGAGACCGCAACGAUUUAUUCCUGCAGAGGAAUGGCGUUGCACUGAUUGAGCGCGUGGCCCGUCGCUGUGGAGGUGGCCAUGGUAAGACGGUCGUCGUGGUGCACUCGAUUGGCCCCGUUGUCCUCGGCCCCUGGAUCGACUUCCCCGGUGUGCAUGCCGUUGUCUACGCCAAUCUUCCUGGACAAGAAAGCGGAAACGCCCUAGCCGACGUACUAUUCGGCGACGUUGAUGCCAGUGGUCGCUUGCCAUACACGAUUGGUCACUCCCUGGAGGACUACGGCCCGGGCGCGCAGGUGCUAUACGAGACUGGUGAUCCCGUUCCCCAAGUCACCUUCCAACAGGGGUUGUAUAUCGACUACCGGUAUUUUGACCGUCACAACAUCACGCCGCGAUACGAGUUCGGCUUCGGUCUUUCUUACACGACUUUCGAAUUUUCCUCGCUCAAGAUCCACCCAGUUCAGGAGAAGUCCCGCCUCCCCAAAUCCCGCCCAAAGGAUGCAGCCGACCCUCCCCACUACGAUGAAGCUCCUGGAAAUCCCAGCGACUCGUUGGUCCCCGCGGGCUUCAAACUCCUCGGAAAAUAUAUCUACCCCUACCUUCUUAGCCACGCCGGGACCAAGCCGGGCUCAUACCCCUACCCAGAAGGCUACAAGACAAAGCGAACGCCAUCGGCAGCAGGCGGCGGUCCCGGUGGUAAUCCAUUCCUCUACGAAGCCAUGCUGGAACUCUCCAUGCAGGUGACCAACACCGGCACACGCACAGGAAAGGAAGUGGUGCAGAUUUACGUCUCCUUCCCAGACGAAGUCGCCGAACACCGCGGUCUCGGCUGGGAUCGUGAGGCAAUCGAUUUCCCCGAGCGCGUUCUCCGGAACUUUUCCAAGAUUGAACUCAGUCCUGGUGAGACCAAGACGGUCAACAUGACAUUGUCGCGCAAGGAUUUGAGUUAUUGGAGCGUGCGUGCCCAAAACUGGGUUCUGCCUACUGAAGGCAAGUUCCGGAUCUGGGCUGGUAAAAGCUCGCGGGACUUGCCGUUGGUGGCUGAAUACUGA